GCGUCUGUGAAGCGAUACGGGCGUUCCGCUCGGCGUUCUCCUUUCAUCGUGGAUCCGUCUCAGCGCAGUUGUCCUCCGAUAUAGUGCGGACAUUAUUAUUUUCUACCUUCCCGAUCUUCCCUCCCAGUAUCGUUGACACGGCGAGUGUGUGAUACGCGACGUAAACAAUGGCUGAUCAGCAAGAAAACAAGGACUUCAGUGAGGAUGUAGCUGAGCAAAAUUUCGAGAAGAACGGCGAGGCCGAUAGCGGUGCCGGUGGCGGCGGCGGCGGCGGCGACGCCGUGGAGAAUGGCCAGGAUUCGCAGGAGGACAGAAAAUUAUUUGUCGGUGGCUUGAGCUGGGAAACUACUGACAAGGAAUUAAGAGAACAUUUUAGCACAUAUGGCGAUAUUGAGAGUAUCAAUGUCAAAACAGAUCCCAACACAGGGAGAUCGAGAGGCUUUGCCUUUAUUGUUUUUGCCAAAGCCGAAGCUCUUGACAAAAUCAUGUCAGCCGGCGAUCACGUCAUCAACAACAAAAAAGUCGAUCCCAAAAAAGCAAAAGCUAGACAUGGAAAAAUCUUUGUAGGCGGUCUGUCGACUGAAUUGUCUGACGAUGAUAUCAAGAACUUCUUUUCACAAUUUGGAAAUAUUGUCGAGGUGGAGAUGCCAUUCGAUAAGACAAAGAACCAGAGGAAAGGUUUCUGCUUCAUUACGUUUGAAUCCGAACAGGUGGUCAAUGAACUGCUCAAGACACCGAAACAAACUAUUAAUGGAAAAGCGGUGGAUGUAAAGAAAGCGACGCCCAAGAUGGACGGUAUGGGUGGAAUGCGCGGUGGAAUGAUGGGCCGCGGUAGAGGCGCCCGUGGCGGCCGCGGACGCGGAUUUGGCGGGCAAGGUGGCUGGGGACAAGGCUACGGCGGUGGCUACGGCGGAGGCUACGGUCAAGGUGGCUACGGAGGCGGCUAUGGCGACGGUUACGGCGGAUACGACUAUUACGGCGGUGGAUACGGUGGAUAUGGUUACGAUUACAGUGGAUAUGGUGAUGGCUAUGGCUAUGGCGGUGGUAAUUACGAAGGUGGCUACGCGGGCGGGCGCGGUGGUGUACGCGGUAAAGGCGGUUCCGGUUAUGGCGGCAAGCAAAGAGGAGGCGGUGGUCGCCAAAAUCAGAGGCACCAGCCGUACUAACGAAAAUCAUUCGCGAUCGCAGUGCAAUUCGCGUCGUAAUCGCUGGUACUCUUCCUCACUACUACCGAUCUCUUCAUUCGUCCAAUCAUCAUUCCAUUAAGCCGCGUCCCCCCUAGCAAGAAUUUCGACAAUUUUUCGACAAUGUGAACAAUUGCUGCUACAAAAUCAAUCACCGAGAAUGGAGAACAGCAGUAGAGAUUUCAUUUUGUAUUUAACUCCAAUUUAUUCCGUGUCUAUAUGCUUUCCUUUCUGCCGUUUGCAGUGUGCGAGCUUGUGUCGUUUUCCUCCUUUUUAAUAGUGCGUUCACGGUAGAAAAGCAAGCAUAUAAAACCGCCAACAGAGUUCUGAAUGUAAUGCCGAACAAAACAUUGAGUAUUCAACAGUAUACAAUCUUGCAAGAAAUAAUGUUGCCGUAUGAUAAAAUAGAUAAAACGGAAUAAAAAUAGUUGUAUAAAAUAAAAUGUAAGCACGGCGAUACGUGCCUCAA
Linepithema humile (Argentine ant) is the source of this 1653-nucleotide messenger RNA. Its product is annotated as RNA-binding protein squid. Gene Ontology annotation, biological process: regulation of gene expression. The record is from RefSeq and is a predicted model, not a curated record. Lineage: Eukaryota; Metazoa; Arthropoda; Insecta; Hymenoptera; Formicidae. Gene Ontology annotation, molecular function: RNA binding. Gene Ontology annotation, cellular component: nucleoplasm; chromatin.